Messenger RNA from Glarea lozoyensis ATCC 20868, 1842 nucleotides. RefSeq names its product MFS general substrate transporter. Gene Ontology annotation, molecular function: transmembrane transporter activity. Lineage: Eukaryota; Fungi; Ascomycota; Leotiomycetes; Helotiales; Helotiaceae. Gene Ontology annotation, biological process: transmembrane transport. The record is from RefSeq and is a predicted model, not a curated record. Bases 1 to 1842 code for a protein of 613 amino acids. The transcript has 4 exons.
AUGACGGAUCAAAAACAUCUCACACAAUCAUCUGAUAAUCUCAGUCCCAAUACAAUUCAUCUUUCUGACAUGCCAGAGCAUAUUCCCGAUAGACACUUCGAGGCAAAAGAAGUACCAAAAGAGGGCAUCGAGGUCUCCAGCUCAGUUCAAGUUCUACCUUCAAUUUGCGUCCAAGCCCUAGUGCAUCCCACCACGUCCAGCUCUCUUCCCACCGAGGCAAUUGACUUGACAACAUCGCAAGCACCAUCCCAGAGCCGAAUUCAGACAGCAACAAUAAUGGCCUGUCUCAUGGCAGCAGUCUUUGUCGCUGCAUUGGAUGUAACAAUAAUCGUCACAGCACUACCAACCAUUUCUCGUCAGUUCUCUUCAGACACAGCUUACACAUGGGUUGGAACAGCCUACGUCCUGACUUACAACACUUCGUCGCCAUUAUGGGGAUCCCUGUCCGAUAUCUUCGGGCGCAAACCCGUUCUCCUGUCCGGCAUCGCCAUAUUCUUCAUCGGCAGUCUGAUGUGUGGCGCUGCUCCCAGUUUGAGUAUUCUGCUUGCUGGAAGAGCGGUACAAGGUCUUGGUGGAGCGGGAUGUAUUGUUUUGGUUAACAUCUGUGUUAGUGACCUCUUUAGUCUUAGGGACAGGGGGUUUUACUUUGGACUGAUUGGAGUUAUGUGGGCUCUUGCUAGUGGUAUUGGACCGGUUAUUGGAGGGGUUUUUACCCAAAGUCUUUCAUGGCGGUAUUGCUUCUGGCUGAACUUACCUAUCACCGGGCUCGUUUUUGUACUCUUGUUGUUCACUCUAAGGCUACCCAACCCACAAACGCCAAUUCUCGAGGGCCUAGCAACAAUAGACUGGGUAGGCGCCAUUCUAAUAUCAGCAUUCUCAGUCAUGAUUCUUCUCGGUCUGAACUUUGGCGGCUCAACAUAUCCCUGGUCAUCAGCAACAGUAAUUUGCCUCAUCAUUUUCGGUGCAUCUACCUUUGGUAUAUUCAUUUUUCACUCAGCAAAGCUAACAAAAUCGCCCAUUAUUCCCCUCCACAAGUUUACAUCUGCAUCGGCAAUCUCAUCACUAUGUCUUUGUUUCACCCAUGGUAUUGUAUUCAUGGGUGUAUCAUACUAUCUACCACUCUACUUUCAAACUGUCCUCGCAACCUCGCCAUUAAAAUCCGGAAUCUACAUGCUCCCUUUCAUCAUAACAAUGACCAUUACGUCUGGUCUUACCGGCCUCUACAUCAUGAAAACAGGUCACUACAUCCCAGCAGUCUACCUCGGAAUCAUCCUCACGCCUCUCGGAAUCGGCCUCUUCAUCACCUUCCCUCCCGCAACUAACUGGAUCAAACUCAUCAUUUUCCAAAUCAUCGGCGCGGUAGGCCUGGGAUUGAACUUUGAAGGUCCGCUGCUAGCACUUCAAGCUGUUGUCGGAAACAAAGAUGUCGCAAUGGCAACGGCGACGUUUGGGUUUGUGAGGAGUAUGAGUAAUGCGUUUAGCAUCGUUAUUGGGGGUGUCGUUUUUGCAAAUGUGAUGGCGCGACAAAGACCGCAACUCGGAAGGGUGUUGGGUGAUGAUAUUGCCGAGCAAUUGGCAGGAGAUGCCGCUGCUAACAUUGGCGUGAUUGAUGGGUUAAGUGAAAGUGAGAAGGUUGUGGUGAAAAUGGCGUUGUUGAAGGCCGUGAAGGCGAUGUGGAUUUUGUAUACGGCUUUUGCUGGGACAUCUGUCAUUGCUGGCCUGGGUAUGAAAGCUCAUGUUUUGAGCAAAGAUAAUGAAGGAUCUCAAGUUGGGCUGGCGAAUCGCGGUCGUCAAAGGGAACAAGUUGACCCAGGAGCGCAAGGAGCCGGUGCCGGACAGUGA